Colius striatus (speckled mousebird) is the source of this 3827-nucleotide messenger RNA. RefSeq names its product NLR family pyrin domain containing 3 (gene NLRP3). The transcript has 11 exons. The record is from RefSeq and is a predicted model, not a curated record. Gene Ontology annotation, molecular function: protein binding. The coding region runs from base 729 to 3572 and encodes 947 amino acids. Gene Ontology annotation, cellular component: cytoplasm. Lineage: Eukaryota; Metazoa; Chordata; Aves; Coliiformes; Coliidae.
CGGAGGGAGACACGGCGAGACGCGGCCGCGGCCCCACGAGCGCGCAACAAGCCCCCUGAGGCGAGCCCGGCACGACGAUGGGAGCAGCGGGGCGCGGGGCUCUCCACUCCACCGCGCCCGCCGAAAGCGUCUCACCCGCGGCGGCGGCGCUGGCGACGAGGAGGCAGUGCAAGUCAAUGGGAUGCAGGUGGCUGAACUCCGUGUGAGACCCUCAGGUGGAAGACAGCAGGGUCACGUGGAGAGAGACCGUCAGCAAAGAGGUCUUGACUGAAGAGAGCAGAGGGAAAAUCAGCUGGAGCACGUGGCUAAGGGAGCUGCUGAUGGCUCGAGGAUGGUCCAAGCUGCACUGAAGCUCUCAACCACAUCUGUCCCCAGGGUCAUACACACCUGGAGCACCGCACACUGCCCUUUGGAAAGCGUCCUCAGGGGUCUGUGCCCUCUUCCCCUGCCACGUGGGGAGCGCUCCAUCAAGGCUGGGAGGAUCUGUGCUCAAUCCCCUGCCCCAUCCCAGCAACUGAGCAGCAUGCUUUGUGUCCCAGGGCUUUACCUCUCCCCUCCCCGAGCCGUGGAGGAAUCAGCAGGUUGGAGGCAGCACCUGAGACAGUGACGGCAGAGCAGUGUGACUAAGCCUUUUCCCCCGUCUCCAAGAAGUGCUGUGAAGACAGAUGAGGAGAUGAAGAGGCACCUCUGGAAGCCACACUUGGCCUGACCCUAAAGAUCUCCCUGGGAUGGCCAUGGCAGACACCUUCUUCUCUGAGAGAUGGAGGCGACACCCCACGAUGGCAGGGGAAGAGCGUGGGUCAGCCGCCCUCCUACGUGCGCUCCAAGGUCUCACACCUGAAGACUUCCAGGAGUUUAAGGCAAAGUUAUCAGAGCUUCCCGUGGAAAGGGGAGGGAACAUCCCCAGGGACUGUCUGGCGAAGGCUGCCCACCCCUGUGCCCUCCUCAGCUGCAUGGGCAGCAGCUACAGAGAAGACGUGGCGAUGGACGUAGCGAUCGGGUUGUUCCAAGAGAUGAACCUGAGGGACCUGGCCGAGAGGCUCCUGGAUGAGAAGGUGAAAGAGCACAAGCGGCGGUACCGGGAGCACGUGCUCCGGGAGUUCCUGCGCUACAAAGAAGUGAGCUCGUGUCUCGGGGAGAGCGUGUCCCUGGGCAGCCGCUACACCGCGCUCAGCACGGCCAGGAGGAGCAGGGGGCACGAGGAGGCUGCGGGCACCGGCCACGGCCGCGCCGGCGCCUCGCAGACGCUGUUCGGAGCCGACGGAGACGGGCGGAGGCCGCGGGUCGUGGUGCUGGUGGGAGCCCCGGGGAUGGGGAAGACGAUGACGGUGAGGAAGGUGAUGGUGGAGUGGGCAGAGGGGACCCUGGGAGCGCUGUUUGACUACGUGUUCUGCACAGACUGUAAGGACGUGGCCCCGGCCGCGGAGCUGAGCGUGGCGGGGCUGGUGUCGAGGUGCUGCCCUCACAGGCACACGCCAGCGGGGAACAUCCUGCGUGGCCACAAGAAGAUCCUGUUCAUUUUUGACGGCUUCGAGGCCCUGGGGUUUCCUCUGGCCCGGCCCCAAACCGAGCUGAGCUCUGACCCCAGGGAAGCAAAGCCACUGGAGAUCACCCUGAUGAGCCUGUUGAAGAAGACGGCUCUCCCCGAGUGCUCUCUGCUCAUCACCACGAGGCCGGCGGCUCUCCAGAGGCUGAGGCAGUGCCUGGAGGGCGAGUGUUACGUGGAGAUCCUGGGGUUCUCAGCAGCCUCCAAGCAGGAAUAUUUCCACAGGCAUUUCGGGGACGCCAGUGAAGCCGACGUGGCCUUUGGGUACGUCAGAGGCAACGAGGUCCUGUACAGCCUGUGCGCCAUCCCCGCCGUGAGCUGGACCGUCUGCACCGUCCUCCAGCAGGAGCUUCACAAGAGCAGAAACCUCAGCGAGUGCUCUAAAGCCACCACACAGAUGAGCAUGUUUUACCUGUCCUGGUUAACCAAGAGCAGAGGCAGGGACAAGGAGCAGGACCUGCAGAAGUUCCUACGCGAGCUUUGCUCCUUGGCUGCCGACGGCAUCUGGAAGCACAAGGUCCUCUUUGAGGAGAAGGAGAUCAAGGAGCGUGGCUUGGACCAGCCGGAGCUUCUCCCCCUCUUCCUCAACGAGAAGAUCUCAAAGGCAGGCGCAGAGGAAGGCAACACCUACAGCUUCACCCACCUGCACCUCCAGGAGCUCUUUGCAGCCCUGUUUUACGUUCUGGAGGACGAGGAGGAAACGGGGCGCGACUCGGGGGCUCUGGCAAAGGACGUGAACGUGCUGUUGGAGAGCUACAGCGAGUCCAGGCAGGAUUUGAGGUUCACGGUGCGGUUCCUGUUCGGUUUGAUGAGCCAAAAGGCCAUCGAGUACGCAGACGAGGUCACCGGCUGCGGCAUCUCCCCACGAGCCAGGGAAGGGAUGUUGAGGUGGCUUCAGGGGAGGCACGGAGGCAUCUCCCAUCCCCAGCGAGCCCAGAAGCUUUCCCACUUGGACACUUGCCACUUUUUGUUCGAGAUGAACGAGAAAAGCUUCACCCAAAGCGCUCUGGGGGGCCUCACUGACAUAGACCUGCGGGACGUCAGGUUUUCCCUGUACGACCAAGCGGCUCUUUGCUUCUGCAUCAGGCACUGGGACGGGCUGGACGGCGUCACCCUCCGGGGCUGCUCCUUCGCCCAGGGGGAGCCCCGGGAGCAGCUGCCCACGGCGCUGACUCGCUGCAGCACCCCAGGAGCCGGAGGAACUGAAGGAACAAGAGGAACUGGAGGACGUGCCGGUGACCUCGUGGAGUCGCACCCCCCGAUCCGCCCGCUCUGCCAAGCGCUGCAGCAGCCGGGCAGCCGCCUGCGGGUGCUGCGGCUGCACUGGUGCGGGCUGUCCGAGAGCUGCUGCCGGGAGCUGGGGGAGCUGCUGGCGCUGCACCCCGGCCUGGCGCGGCUGGAGCUGGCUGACGGGGCGCUGGGCGACGGCGGCGUGCGCCUGCUGUGCCACGGGCUGCUGCAGCCGGGCUGCCGCCUGCGUGCCCUGCGCGCCUGCUGCCGGGACCUGGCCGCCGUGCUGAGCACCAGCCCGUGCCUGGAGGAGCUGGAUCUGUCCUUCAGCGAGGGGCUGCGCGACGCCGGCGCGGGGCUGCUGGCCGAGGGGCUGCGGCGCCGGGGCUGCCGGCUGCGCACGCUGCGGCUGGGGAGCUGCCGGCUGACGGGCGCCUGCUGCCGAGCGCUGGCCGCGGGGCUGCUGGAGACCCCCCAGCUCGGCUGCCUGGACCUGAGCGACAACGAGCUGGGAGCCGAGGGCGUGCUGCAGCUGUGCCAGCAGCUCCGGCAUCCCGCCUGCCCGCUGCGGGCCCUGGGCCUGAGCACGUCAGGGCUGAACGAAGAAGCGCUGCAGGCACUGUCUGCCCUGCGGGAGCUGAAGCCAGACCUGAAGAUCGGGAACCUCCUGGAGCAGGAGGUGCCAGAGGAGGGGGCCAUGGCCCGGCUGCCCUUCCACCGCGGGGUCCUGCCGGGCACAGCGGGGACGAGGGGCAGGAAGGUGCUCCCUGCUUUUAGGAGAGGUCCCCUCCUUUAGGAAACGCCCUUGCAACAACCUGAGCUGCUUUGAGCCCGGUUCUUGGUGCUGCUCAUUUAGGGGGGGAAGCCUCCCUGGGUUUGAGCCCCCCUACACAUCAGGGCACAGGGAGGGGAGCAGUGUCUGCAGCUGUUGCGGGUCGGGGCGGAGCUGGUUGGGGUCCUUUGCUCUCCCCUUUCCCCACACUUGGCUGUGGGAACACUCACACGUGGUUGCCAAUGACAAAUAAAAGCCCUGGGGGCAGUCCCAGGACUC